AUGGCGAAAGCAGCAUUAGGAUUUGCGUUUGGGGGAGGCGGAUGGCUCACCACCUGGUACCUUGGCGUUUUGCAAGGCCUGAUCGCCUCUGGGGCGUUCAAGCCUGGAGUUACCCCCAUCUACGGCGUAUCCACUGGCGCGCAAGCCGCCGCGCUCGGCUGCGCCGGCGGCGACCCCUUUGCGGCCGUCGCCGGCGCGCUGUUGGACGCGCAGCACUGCCUCGACACCGGCACGACGCCGCCCUGCCUGCACACGCUCGAUGCGGUCAUGCGCGCGCGCCUCAACGCGUCCCUGCCCGCGGGCGCCGCCAAGGCGUGCAGCGGGCUGCUGACCCUCGGCUUCACCAAGCCGCUGGGGGACGCGAGGCUCGGGCGCUACGGGCAGCCGCGGAUGAUGUGGAAAGGCAACUUCCGGGAGUCAAAUUUCACGAGUGACGCCGACCUCAUCGAUGCGGUGGCGGCGUCGGGGUACCUCCCGUGCACCUCGGCAAACGCCCCCUAUGCCGUUUUCCGAGGGAGACCCGCCAUGGCCGGGGGCUACACGCUGCGGACGCCCUGCCCACGCAACGCCAAACGCUGCGUCACGGUGCACUCUGGCGUCCCCGGGAAGCUCUUCAGCUCGGGCUUCCCUAACGUGUCCGUCGCAGCGGACUCGGCGGCGAGCAGCCUGCCAAGCAGCGGCAGCGGCAGCGGCGGCGGUGCGCUCGGGCGCCGGCUAGCGGCGGUGCCGGCGCCGCUGCCGAGCAGCUGCCCCAUCGAGGUUGGCGCGCCCGAGAUCGUCUUUGGCCGCCGGCCGGGCAUCGACAUCUAUCCCGGCAAGUACAACCCAGUGGCCUACACUUGGUGGACGUGGGAGAGCUGGGUUGUGGCUAAGCCGAGCGUAGAGGGGCUGCGGUACGGGUUUGAGCUGGGCAUUGCGGAUGCGACAUCGUGGGCGCGCGCGGCGAAGAUAAUCAAGUGA
Messenger RNA from Monoraphidium neglectum, 960 nucleotides. RefSeq lists its product as hypothetical. The record is from RefSeq and is a predicted model, not a curated record. NCBI's taxonomy places the organism in Eukaryota, Viridiplantae, Chlorophyta, Chlorophyceae, Sphaeropleales, Selenastraceae. Gene Ontology annotation, biological process: lipid homeostasis; triglyceride catabolic process. Gene Ontology annotation, molecular function: triacylglycerol lipase activity. Gene Ontology annotation, cellular component: cytoplasm; lipid droplet; membrane. The transcript has 3 exons. The coding region runs from base 1 to 960 and encodes 319 amino acids.